Penicillium arizonense is the source of this 3894-nucleotide messenger RNA. RefSeq lists its product as uncharacterized. Bases 1 to 3894 code for a protein of 1297 amino acids. Gene Ontology annotation, cellular component: cell septum; cytoplasm. The record is from RefSeq and is a predicted model, not a curated record. NCBI's taxonomy places the organism in Eukaryota, Fungi, Ascomycota, Eurotiomycetes, Eurotiales, Aspergillaceae. The transcript is spliced from 7 exons. Gene Ontology annotation, molecular function: protein binding. Gene Ontology annotation, biological process: positive regulation of G2/M transition of mitotic cell cycle; establishment of cell polarity.
AUGCCUCUCGGGAUCAACAAUCCGCUGCCCUCGUCUAUGAACAGCGAGUGCAAGAAGGCUGCAAAGAUCUUGACCUCAUUCGUUGAUCCCAGGCAAGCCUUCGGUCCCGACAAAGUCAUUCCGCCAGAGAUUCUGGCCGGUGCAAAGGGUCUUGCGGUCCUCACAGUUCUGAAAGCCGGAUUCCUCGGCUCAGGUCGAUUUGGAUCCGGUAUUGUUGUCGCUCGUCUUGGCGAUGGUUCUUGGUCGGCCCCGUCGGCUAUCGCGACUGCAGGUGCCGGAAUUGGAGGUCAGAUUGGGUUCGAAUUGACCGACUUUGUGUUCAUCUUGAAUGAUGCCGCUGCCGUCCGCACAUUCUCCCAGGUCGGUACGCUAACGCUGGGUGGUAACGUCUCCCUCGCCGCAGGACCGGUCGGUCGAAAUGCCGAGGCUGCUGGAGCUGCCAGCACAAAGGGCGUCGCGGCUGUGUUCUCUUACUCGAAAACCAAGGGUCUCUUCGCCGGUGUCAGUCUGGAGGGUAGUAUGCUCGUGGAGCGCAAGGAUGCCAACGAGAAGCUGUAUCGCAGUCGCGUCUCUGCGAACCAGCUUCUUACUGGUAGCGUUCGCCCACCGCCGGCCGCCGAUGCCCUUAUGCGCGUGCUGAACUCCCGUGCCUUCCAAGGAAACGCUAGAGCAUAUGGUGAUUCUAUGUACAAUGACAUGCCCGUAUAUGACGAGAGCCACGAUGAUGUCGUCUGGGAGGGACGAAGGGGCGAGGCAUAUGGCCAGGGUAGCCGGCGGGGCCGAUCCAACACCACUGGCGACGACUACGACUACCGUGACCAGCCGCGCCGUGCGAACACCUGGGCAGAUGAUGUUUACGAUCGGCCUGCCGGGGGUCUUGGCCGUUCCGCGACAGGCCGGGAACCUCCCAGCGACUCAUACGACGGCUAUGGGCGCAACCGGAGCAAUACCGCGCCAUUUGAGGAGGACUAUGUUUAUUCAGAUCGCCGACCUACGCGUCCUACCGCCCCUAAGCCGGUCUUCGGGCAAAAGACGAGUGCGGCUCAGCUGCGACAGGACCAGGCUGUUGCUCUCUUUACAUUCGAUGCGGAUCAAGAGGGUGACCUUGGUUUCAAGAAGGGCGAGAUCAUUACAAUUCUGAAGCGGACGGAAAAGGCAGAAGACUGGUGGACUGGUCGCAUCGGUGACCGCGUGGGCAUCUUCCCCAGCAACUAUGUUGAUGCCUCAUGCCUCAAAUGCCCUCAAUAUAUCCAGGCGGAAGUGGAUCCGCCAACUUUUUCUCUACGUCAAAUCGUUACCAGUUACAUCCUUCAGCGCGGAGUUUUCGUUCUCAUUGCCUCCACGAGUGCCCAUGAGGCUGGCGGAGGACACGCGACGCGGCGAGGUCAUGCCCCCCAUCUCUCGAUUAGCGACCCGAGUCACCAUGUGACAGAAGCGAUCGGGCAUAUGUAUGAUGAUCACUACGACCCCAACGAUCCAAGACGCCUCAGCUAUAUAUCCUCCCCGCUGGGCGAGUCAAUAACAACCAUCCCGCGGGCCGCCGCAGGAUCCGAGUCCAACCCCUCCCCGUCCUCCCCCCUGCAUAAUUCUUUCUCGGAAGGGCAAACGAAACCGCCAAAUGGACAUACACGGCCGUCGCUCGUUGCAAACCGAGCUUACGACCGGGAGACCGAUUCUGUAGUUCCCGAGGGGACUCGGUCUCCCUCAGAAACCGCUACCUCUUCUUUUCCUCUGAACGACAUCGACUAUGAAUCCGACCCCGCUGCCGUGGCUCAGGAACUGAACAACCUCGCUGCUAUUCGGCGCAUGUCCAUGGAUGUGGCGGCCGCUGGUGACCCUGACCUCCCGGGCUUCGCACUGCCUCCCUCCCCCUCAGCCGACGAAGAUGACGCCUCGAGAUUAUUUUGGGUGCCUGCGCGACUACACCCCGAACUCGCCCCGAAGGAAUUCAAGUCUUUUCUCGAUAGCAAGGCUGAUCACAUUAAGCGCAGGUCUGGCGAUUACUCCGGUGGCACUGAGCGUCAAGGGUCGGGGGCUGGACUUCACCGCAAGCGUUCUAUGCUAUCAAGGCAAAUCGACAAUUCUUCAGGAUACACGGAUGGCGCAGAUCGGCUAGAGCAUCAGCGCUCACAAUCGAAUAAGCGGGAUGGCAUGUUGAGUCCAAACUUGCAGCAGCUUGAAACCUUGGUGGACGAUUCGAAACCAGCGGACAAAGAAUCGACACUCUUGCGCGGCAUGCAGGAUUUGAGCAUCGAAGAUAGGCCGAUCUUACCACCGGCACCUCUAGGCAAUAGUUUGCGCCGGUCGACGAGGACACAAUAUAAAAAGGCGGGGAGUUUGAAAAAGGGCGAGAAGUUACCAUAUUCCAAGCGAGUCGGACGAGGGGCUUCUGAAUCUGCAGGGAGUGAUGCAGAAAUACUUCCGAUUUCCGGCAAGACUCGCAUGUCGCCUGAUCCUAUGCCCAACACGAACCGAACAACUCGAUCCCAGUCUACUUCGUCCCAUGGUACAGCGUACACUUCAGGCGCAGGUUCCGGCUCAACAUUCGACCCGAUCGUCGAUCAGCCUGGAGCCGAGAGGGGAGACUCGUACGCAGGUGGACAUUCGGAUUUUGCCUCUGAUCGACCUGACGGAUCACGGCAAUGGCAUUCUCGUAUCAGCUCGAAUGGACGAUCUACCUUGGUUACACCUCCGGGCGAUCAACAGAUCCCUGCGAUUGUUGAAACCCCGCCUGCCCCAGAGACCAACCGCAUUCCCAGUCCUCCUUCGCAACGUUCAGCGGAUCGGACUCCAACAUCAACGCCGCCACCAAAAACGUCGCUGCAUGACGCGGCACCAAGCAAACGCUCCAAGAACUCCCGCCAAUCCCCUGAAAGCACGUCUUCACUCAAUGAUUUCGCCAAUAACCCUCAGAUGAUACCCGGCAACAGUACUCGCACUGAUAGUCUCUCAUUCAUCCCUACAAUUCCCGAAGAACGCAAACAUGACGAACGCAAAUCUGAAGGGAAAAAGUCAAAGGACAAGAAGGAUUCCGAUGGAAGUCGCAAGUCAAGUUGGCACUGGUUGCUGGGCAGCGAAGAGAAGGACAAAGACAAGAAGAAGCACAAGGAGAGCGAGUCGAAAAGCACUAAAUCAAAAGUCGACAAAGCCCAUGAUAACACACGCCUGGAUGUACUCCAAUCGUCCAUCGACAACACUCCGCGUGCCCGUGAAAGUCUCGUAUUGGACCGCCUGGAUCCGAAGCUGGAAGAAGAACGGCGCAAGGACGGUGUCAGAAGGGCAUCGGGCGAUUCAAAGAAAGAAAAGGAUGGCAUUUUCUCUUCUAUAUUUGGUGGUGGACGAAAGAAGCAUGGUGGAGAAGGCCAUCAUCGCAAACAUUCAUCUCGAAACCUGUCCCCGGAUCCUCCGAUGCAGGUUAUGCGUCCCGACCUCGACUACCCUUGGACUCGGUUCUCCAUCCUGGAAGAGCGAGCAAUCUACCGCAUGGCACAUAUCAAACUUGCAAACCCCCGGCGAGCGCUCUACUCUCAAGUACUGCUGAGCAACUUCAUGUACUCAUACCUGGCCAAAGUGCAACAGAUGCACCCACAGACCGGGCAUUCUUCAUCGGGAUCCCAGAGGUCAUCCAAAUCUAGGGACCAGCCAGAUGAGUACACGCAAUAUCAGCGAUACCAAGAGUCCCAGGAGCAGCAACACUACGCAGAAAGUGCUUACGACGAUUCUUCAAUGUACGACUAUGACGACGAUCCGCACGAUCGCUAUGGCGCCCAUUCGAGAGGCAGCAAGCAAGGCUACGAAAAUGGCAGCGCUUACGGCCCGGGGUACCAGUACGGACACUCGUCCUUUGGCGACGACGUCCAACUCGAUGACGAUGAUGACGAUGAUAUGUGGUGA